Messenger RNA from Heterotrigona itama, 726 nucleotides. NCBI's taxonomy places the organism in Eukaryota, Metazoa, Arthropoda, Insecta, Hymenoptera, Apidae. The record is from the annotation of a GenBank genome assembly.
AUGAAAGGUAAGUUAGGUACAAUGAGUUCUAAUAAAAAUGAUUGCAAUGUAAAGAUUGACAGAUUGUAAAUUUGAAUUUGUUGCCAAACAUUUCUCGAAAAUUUUUUGAAAAGUCGAGUGUAAUAUAUUAAAUGUUUUUAAGUAUCAAUUUUUUUAAUAUUUAGCAGUUUGUUAUUGAACUGUCAUUUUAAAUAUUUUUCUAACAUGAAAUCUAUUCAAAACAGAAAUCGUUAGAAUACUAAUUUUAUAAAUUAACAAAACAUAUAAUAAAUUAAUUUGAGUAGUUUAAAUGAAUUUUUUUGUGAAUUAUAAUAUCUUAUAAUAGAAUGAAUAUAUGUAUAUUAAUUGAAAGAAAACGAAAUUUAAAUUCUAUCGAGAUACGAUAUUAAUUAAUAUCGUUUGAUUAUUUCAGCAACAUUCGUGGCAAUAUUAGCCACAGUUGCGUUUGCAAUCGCUACUCCGCCACAGUGUCUGAAUCUAAAUGGAGAAGAUAUUGCUUUGUUUUCGAAUCCAGAUGACUACACGACUUUCUAUUACUGCGAUGAAGGCAUACCAUGGUUAAUGAAAUGUACCGAAGGGCUUGAAUAUAACCCAGAGCUAAGAAUAUGUGAUUACCCGAGAAAGGAUGCAGACAGUAAACAUCAUCAUUCAAAACCACCACCUCCUCCAUCCAGUUCUGCACCUGGAUCUUCUAACAGACCACCACCGCCACCGCCCCCUCCAUCC